AUGCUUUGUUGCAUUCCAAACGCUCCAGCGACUAGACGGAUAAAAAUUGACCGGUAUUCCAUAGGUAAUCCAAUAAACUUUCGACACAUUGCACACAUGGGUAGCUCAGAAAUAUCAGAUAAUAAUGUAUGCAAUUCUUUUGGUCUCCUCGACCAACAAUCUCUACCAGUGCACUUAAAAUUGAUUGACUUACCUAAUCUGUCAAGUAACAACAACACUUCAGUAUCAUGUGGUCCUUUAACUCCGUCAAGUUUAUGUGUCAGUUCUACAGUUUCAUUUACUUUUACCACUCAAUCACCAAUGUCAACAGCUAUAGCAAAGUCAACUAAAAGGAACUCGCUUUUGGAUCCUAAUUCUGUGUUACAUGAGCCUUGUAAAACAACUCACGUUGUUAUGCGCCAUUCAACUCACUUGAGCAAUCUAAAGCCAGAAUCACCUCGUCUCGAUCUCAGUUUGCCGUUGCCUCCACCACCACCUCCCCCUCCUCCUGUUAAUCCUGCUAAUCUUCGUUCUAUGUUACAGUCGUCUUAA
Messenger RNA from Schistosoma bovis, 531 nucleotides. NCBI's taxonomy places the organism in Eukaryota, Metazoa, Platyhelminthes, Trematoda, Strigeidida, Schistosomatidae. The record is from the annotation of a GenBank genome assembly.